Molecule: messenger RNA, 1551 nt
Organism: Malassezia restricta
Lineage: Eukaryota; Fungi; Basidiomycota; Malasseziomycetes; Malasseziales; Malasseziaceae
Product: alanine transaminase
Exons: 1
Coding region: 1-1551 (516 amino acids)
Biological process (GO): biosynthetic process
Molecular function (GO): L-alanine:2-oxoglutarate transaminase activity; pyridoxal phosphate binding
Source: RefSeq, a predicted model, not a curated record
AUGUCCUCUUUCCUCUCGCGAAAGCUGCUUUGGCGCCGCUCUUUCGUAACGGCCACGCUUCCGCGGCACGUAUUCCGCAAGGAUACGAUCAAUCCUUCGGUGCAGUAUGUGGCAUAUGCUGUGCGCGGAGAAAUCCCGCUGAAGGCGGCAGAGUACGAAAAGCGCUUGCGACUUGGUGACAAGCUGCCGUUCGAUUCGAUCGUUUGGACCAAUAUUGGAAACCCGCAGCAGCAGCCUAUGCUGGGCCAGGAACCUAUCACAUUUUGGCGCCAGGUGGCAGCCCUCACCGAGUACCCACAGCUGUUGGACAUGCCCGCGGCCGUGCGGGAUUCGAUGUUCCCCAGCGACGUGCAGGAGCGCGCGCAGGAACUGCUGAAAGCGUUUGGCAGUGUGGGUGCUUAUACGGCUUCUAAAGGCGUGCCUCUUGUGCGUCAGCACGUCUCGGACUUUUUGCAGCAGCGCGAUGGAUAUGCGGAAAAUAUCGAGAACAUUUAUCUGACGGCGGGUGCUUCGUCGGGCAUUUCCGCGCUACUGCAAAUACUCAUGCGCCCGAAUCGUGAUGGUCUGUUGAUUCCUAUCCCGCAAUACCCAUUGUACUCAGCAUCGGCAUCCCUGUUGAAUCUGGCCGCCCUCACCUAUCGUCUGGAUGCCCAGCAGCACUGGGAGCCCUCUCUGACCGACAUAAAAGCCAAGAUUGACGAAGCGCGUAGCCAGGGCAUUGAGCCGCGUGUCAUUGUGGUCAUCAACCCUGGAAAUCCUACGGGUGCCUGCAUGACACGCGCCGAGGUCGAGGACAUGAUCAAACUGGCCCAUCGAGAGAGUCUGGCAAUUUUUGCCGAUGAAGUGUAUCAAGAUAAUGUGUACAACAAAGACCGUCCCUUUGUGCCGUUCCGUCGCGUGCUGAUGGAGUUGCAAAACAGUCAAGAUGCGUCAGAGCGUGAGAUUGGCUCGUCCGUGGAACUGGUGUCUUUCCACAGCACGAGCAAGGGCAUGGUGGGCGAAUGUGGACGCCGUGGUGGCUUUUUCGUGCUGAACAACAUGGAUGCAGAGGUUGAGGCUCAGAUCAACAAAGUUGUGAGCAUGAGCCUGUGUCCGCCCACCCAAGGACAGAUUGGUGUCGAUUUAUUGGUGCGUCCACCAAAGCCGGAUGAACCGAGCUAUGAGCUAUGGCGUCAUCAGAUGGACUCGAUUUACCACACGCUGCGAUCGCGUUCUCAGCUGAUUGCCGACAGCCUGAACCGUCUCCCUGGCAUAUUUGCUGAGCCGGCCAUGGGAGCGCUGUAUGUGCUUCCACGUGUUCAUCUCCCGAAGAGUGUGUCUGACCGGGCGCGUCAGCUGGGCAAGAAGGUCGACGAGCUGUACUGCCUUGAGUUGUUGGACGAGACAGGCAUUUGUGUCGUGCCGGGCUCAGGCUUUAGCUACGAACCUGAGGUGUUGGAGGACGGCUCGACGCUUUCGUGCUUCCGUAUCACGGUGCUGGCGAAGGAGACGCAGGCCAUGGUAGAUCGAUUUACGCGCUUUCACCGCGCCUUUAUGGACAAGUAUCCAUGA